AUCAAAGUAAGUGGCCAGAGAGAUGGUUUGGGGAUCAGCAUUGCCGGAGGCAGAGGCUCCAUGCCGUACAUUGAAAAUGAUGAGGGGAUCUUCAUUUCCAGAGUAAGCAAAGGAGGGUCAGCCGAGAAGGCCGGAAUUCAUGUAGGAGACAGAGUAUUGGAGGUCAAUGGGCAGGACAUGCAGGGGGUUAGUCACCAUGAGGCUGUCAGCACCCUGAAGCAGGCAGGUAGCUGUAUUAAAAUGAAAGUGCUGCGGCAGAGACUUGAAGCCACAGAGAAUCGAGCAACCGAGGACCCUGAAAACUCAAAAAGAGGGCACAAGGGCCCUGAACUUAACUGCAGCUUAACAACUAACAGAAUUGAGGCUGUGGUCUGCAAUGGCAAAGGCUUGAGUGACCUGGCACAAGAGACAACACCUGAAAAAGACUGGUUUAAAAGCAGCAGUCUGCGGGUUGGCCAGCACACCAUGACGAUACCUCGGAUUAUCCUGACCCAUCCCUCUACCUCAGAUGAAGACGUGGACGGGCUGACACUUAGUGACCUCGAUGAAAUCAAUAAUAAUCCUGAUAACCACAUCUAUUCGGACCUAAGCGGUGCUUUUUAUCCACCAUAAAAAUAAUACAAAACACAUUGAGAGCCUAAGUCACACCAAUCAUUGUUCCUCUUCUGUCUUUUAACUAUUAAUGUCACUAUGGGUCUUAGCAUACAUUUUUUUCUUUCCCUGGCAAGUGAGACACGGUGACGGUGUCACAUUUCAGUCUUAUUUACAUUUAAAAUUCAGCAGCUUGUCCAUCUUCUUGUGUGGGUGUCAACAGUGAAUGACUUAAAAUUCAAAACGCGUGGUUUUAAAAGCACUACGUCUUUUUCUUAAGUAGAAAAUACUUCAGUGCCUGGAGUUUAUCAAGCUUGGCUGCUCUCUGCCCUAUUAUACUGCCAGCGUUUGAGAUAUAUUUAAUGUAUGCAAGGAUUUUAAGGCGACUUGCUAAAGGGAGAACUCUAUGCCAACUUAUUUGAUAAAUACUGUUUCCCAGGCUUUUCAAUUUUACUGAAAAAGUGGGGUUUUGUGUGAUUAUUUAUUAUUUCCAAUGGGCCCAUGUGCCUUAAUACCUUUUAUAUGUAAACAUUUCCAGUAAUAUUCAGUUAUGGUUUACUGGUUAGGUUACUCAUAGUAACCAUAGAUUUUAACAGCCAAUUGUCCAUCUGAAUCUUGCUCGUUGCUCUCAGUGUGUGUUGGAAGGUCGACUUUUUUUUUUCUUCUUCUCAUAAGCAGUUGAAUUUUUGUACUCGAUAGCCAACCACUCGAGUAUUUACAGUAUACAAGGCUAUAGCAGUGUAGGGGGAGACAAACUCAUGAUUCAUGAGUGAAAACAUUUAUCAGCCAUUGUGUCCAUCUCUAUAUUAAAACUUUCAUUUUGACAUAUUAAAAGAUGUUUUAUUGAACCAACCAAAUGUAUUUUUAGGUCCAGCAAUGGGCUACAUCCUUCUACAUGUUACAUUGUCCAUACAGAGAUCAAUUCUUUUUCAUACUACUGUAAAUUCAUAAUAUAAUAUACUAAUACAUGUACUACAGUAUGUUCUGCAAACAAUACAUAUAUUUCUCAUGCUGUGGAUUUAA
Tachysurus fulvidraco (yellow catfish) is the source of this 1614-nucleotide messenger RNA. Its product is annotated as protein scribble homolog. The coding region runs from base 61 to 612 and encodes 183 amino acids. The record is from RefSeq and is a predicted model, not a curated record. Lineage: Eukaryota; Metazoa; Chordata; Actinopteri; Siluriformes; Bagridae. Gene Ontology annotation, molecular function: protein binding. The transcript has 5 exons.